AUGGUUGCUCAGGAGUUGCUCAAUGCAGAUUCGUCUGUGACGUACGAUGCUAUCGUUAUCGGUGCUGGUGUCAUCGGCCCUACCGUCGCUACAGGUUUAGCAAGAAAGGGUAAGAAAGUUUUGAUUGUUGAGAAGGACUGGGAGAUGCCUGAUAGAAUUGUCGGUGAAUUGAUGCAACCGGGUGGUUUGAGAGCGUUGAGAAGCUUGGGUAUGAUCCAGGCGAUCAACAACAUCGAGGCGUGUCCAGUGACUGGGUACACCGUUUUCUACAAUGGCGAGCAGGUGGACAUCCCAUACCCAUACAAGGCUGAUUUGAGCCCGGUCGAGAAGUUGGAGGGCUUGGUCAAGGACGGCAAUGACAAGGUGUUGGAGGACAGCACCAUUCACAUUAGAGACUUUGAAGACGAUGAAAGGGAGAGAGGCGCGGCUUUCGUACACGGGAAGUUUUUGAACAACCUGAGAAACAUGGUCGCAGCGGAAGAGAACGUCACCCGUUUGCAGGGUACCUGUGUGGAAGUGUUGAAGGCCAGAAACAACGAGGUCGUUGGUGCUAAGGUCAACAUUGAGGGACGCGGUAAGGUUGACUUCAAGGCGCACCUGACGUUUGUGUGUGACGGUAUCUUCUCUCGUUUCAGAAGAGAAUUGAAUCCUGAACAUGUUCCUAGUGUCGAUUCUUCAUUUAUUGGCCUGUCGUUGUGGAACGCAAAGAACCCCGUUCCUAUGCACGGACAUGUGAUCCUAGGUCCCAACCACCUGCCAAUCCUGGUCUACCAGAUCAGCCCUGAAGAGACGAGAAUGCUGUGCGCUUAUAACUCUGCCAAGCUGCCAACAAACAUCAAGGCAUGGUUGACCAAGGAAGUACAGCCUUACGUUCCAAAAUCGCUGCGUCCUGCUUUCGAUGCAGCUUUGACUGAGAGCAAGUUCAGAUGUAUGCCAAACUCAUACUUGCCUGCCAGACAGAACGAUGUCACCGGUCUGUGUGUCAUCGGUGACGCUCUAAACAUGAGACAUCCGCUCACUGGCGGUGGUAUGACUGUUGGUUUGAACGAUGUCGUCCUGUUGAUCAAGAAGAUCGGCGACCUUGAUUUCAGUGACCGUGAGACCGUCUUGGAUGAACUUUUGGACUACCACUUUGAUAGAAAGAACUACGACUCUGUGAUCAACGUUUUGUCGAUUGCCCUAUUCGCUUUGUUCGCCGCUGAGAACAAGAACUUGAAAUCCUUGCAGAAGGGCUGUUUCAGAUAUUUCCAAAAGGGUGGCGACUGUGUCGAUGUUCCUGUCAAGUUCUUGUCUGGUGUCAACCCAAAACCUUUGAUGCUAACUCGUGUGUUUUUUGCCAUUGCUCUUUAUGCCGUCUACUUGAACAUCGAAGAGCGCGGAUUCCUGGGUCUGCCUAUGGCCCUAUUGGAGGGUAUCAUGAUCCUAAUCACUGCCACCAAGGUCUUCGCACCAUUCCUAUACCGUGAAUUGUGUGCUUGA
Molecule: messenger RNA, 1479 nt
Organism: Torulaspora globosa
Lineage: Eukaryota; Fungi; Ascomycota; Saccharomycetes; Saccharomycetales; Saccharomycetaceae
Gene: ERG1
Product: squalene monooxygenase
Exons: 1
Coding region: 1-1479 (492 amino acids)
Biological process (GO): ergosterol biosynthetic process
Cellular component (GO): membrane; endoplasmic reticulum
Molecular function (GO): squalene monooxygenase activity; flavin adenine dinucleotide binding
Source: RefSeq, a predicted model, not a curated record